UGUAGCAAGUAACUCCAUCACGGUAAAAACAGUGGGAGGAGAGAGGGGGAGAGAAAGAGAGAGACGGGGAAGACUGGGACACACGUACUGUCCCCAUGGUCUUUUUAAGUAGCUUUCUACAAGAGAACGUCCGGAACUGGAAAAGUGGGCUACAUUCUGAAAGGGUAUUUUUGACCACGGUAACAAGAUGUGUACCCCGCGCUGUAUAGGGCAGCUGGCGUGCUGCUGUGGCUCGGCAGCCUGCUCCUGUUGUUGUGGAUGCUGUCCUAAAAUCAAGCAGUCCACAUCGACACGCUUCAUGUACGCCCUCCUCUUCCUCCUCGUCACCGUCAUCUGUGUCGUCAUGAUGUCACCCACCGUGGAGCAGGAGAUGAGGGACCACAUCCCAUUCUACAGUGACCUGUGUGAGAAGCUGAAGGCUGGUGAGAACUGCUCUAUCUUGGUGGGUUACUCUGCUGUGUACAAGGUCUGCUUCGGCAUGGCCUGCUUCUUCUUCUUCUUCUGUAUCUUCACCCUACGAGUUAACUCUGCCACCGGCUGCCGCGCCGCCAUACACAACGGGUUUUGGUUCCCGAAGUUCGUAGUGUUGUUGGCCUGCUGUGUUGGAGGAUUCUUCCUGCCAGAGCAGGACACCUUUCUGGAAGUGUGGAGGUAUGUGGGAGCUGUAGGGGGGUUUCUCUUCCUGCUGAUCCAGCUCAUGCUGCUGGUGGAGUUUGCUCACAGAUGGAACACUAACUGGAGUUCAGGUGUGAAGGACAACCGUCUGUGGUAUGGGGCGCUGGCUCUGGCCACCUUGGUGUUGUUCAGUGUGGCCGUAGGAGCUGUGGUGUUCAUGGCUCUGUUUUACACACACUCUCAGGCCUGUCUGCUCAACAAGGUGUUCCUGGGGGUCAACGGCAGCCUCUGUUUCAUAGUCACUAUGCUGGCUAUAUCUCCCUUCAUACAGAGACUCCAGCCUAAGUCUGGCCUGCUCCAGCCAGGAGUGAUCAGUGUGUACGUCAUGUACCUCACCUUCUCAGCCUUCUCCAGCAAGCCCAAAGAGAUGUUGGAGGUUAAUGGGGUGAAUACGACAGUGUGUGUGUUCCCUUUCAACUCUGGUUCAGAGAGCGACAAGAGGAUUGUAACAGGAGUGGGAACUGUCAUCCUGUUCGGCUGUGUGCUCUACUCCUGUUUGACGUCCACCACCAGACGGAGCUCUGCAGCGAUGCGUGUGAUUAGGAACAGCGUGCCUGAGACUGAAAGAGCGCGCUGCUGUUUCUGCUUUGGAGAUGACACAGAUGACUAUGAUGAGGAGCAGACUGGAGGAGGACAAAAUGUUUUAUAUGAUGAGAGACAGGGAACCAUCUACAGCUACACCUACUUCCACUUUGUCUUCUUCCUGGGUUCACUCUAUGUCAUGAUGACUGUCACAAACUGGUUCCACUUUGACAACCAUAAGAUAGAGAAGCUGCUGGAUGGCAGUUGGUCUGUGUUCUGGAUCAAGAUGGCGUCCUGCUGGGUCUGUCUCAUCCUCUACAUGUGGACCCUGCUCGCCCCCAUGGUCUGCCCCAAACGCUUCGAGGCCUAACACACACACAUGCAGACACCGAAACACAGCCCAACAUUAUUUUCUGCUUUCUACGUGGGUUUUUUGUGUUGCCUUUUGUUUUUAAUGUUUUAGUGUUUUAUAUUGAAUUUUUGACCAGUUAUGAAUACUUUAAGCUAUUGUUGCCGGGAAGGCAGUUGAUGUCUUUCAUUUUUACUAUCAUUGAUGUAUGGGGUUACAUUCAGGUUGGACUCAUAGCUUGACUCUUGGGGGUGCCUAAAACAAUGGGCUGGACCAAUGUUCAUACAAUAAUGUAUGUGGCUCCCCAUGGUCAUAGUGGUGCCCUGAUUCUGUUAUGGGAGUGUCCAGCACCAAUAUCAUUUCAACCCUGUUUACAUGUUUGCUUACAUGUGUGAUUCCCAUACUUGUCUCUGUUAUUCUUUUAUUCCCAUGAAGAGAAGUUCCAUUUCUCAGGCUCAUACAUCAGCUUGCUUGUUAUUUUUAGAUUUUUUUUUACCCUUUUUUCUCCCCAAUUUCGUGGUAUCCAAUUGGUAGUUAGUCUUGUCCCUUCGCUGCAACUCCCGUACGGACUCGGGA
Messenger RNA from Salvelinus namaycush (lake trout), 2122 nucleotides. Its product is annotated as serine incorporator 5-like. Bases 188 to 1567 code for a protein of 459 amino acids. Gene Ontology annotation, cellular component: membrane. The record is from RefSeq and is a predicted model, not a curated record. Lineage: Eukaryota; Metazoa; Chordata; Actinopteri; Salmoniformes; Salmonidae. The transcript has 12 exons.